GGUGAAAUUCUUCCUUUGAGGUUCAUCUGGUGCAUUUUUAUUACGCUAAUAGAAAUUACUGAAACAACGUGAGUGAGUAAAUAAGUCAUCAGUGUCAAACAUGUCUGAUAAACUUAUCGGGCCUGCUUUGCCACCGAUGUUCAGGAAGGACAGCGAUGAGGACUCUGAUAAUGAAAAAGGAUUCGCUGGCCCUGCUCUGCCUCCGGGUUAUAAACGGGGAGAACCGUCGAGCUCCUCGGAUGAGAGUGAGCAGGAGGUGUCGUUCAAACGAGCCAAGACAAGACACACAGAUGGAGACAGGCCUGCAGAGGUGGAGAAAACAAAGAUACAAGAAGAUGAUGAUGAUGGUUUCUUUGGACCAGCUCUCCCACCAGGAUUUAAGAAACAGAGUUCACCAGAAAGGCCACCUGUGCUGGGACCAGCUUUGCCUCCUGGGUUUCGCAGAGCAGCAUACGAUAACGAUGAUGAUAAUGAUGGUGAAGAUGGAGAGGGCUUCCCUGGGCCUGCCCUACCCCCAGGCUACCAGGCUGAGCCCUCAAGCAGCGAGGGAGAGGAUGAAGAUGUGAUUGGACCCAUGCCAGCCAAAGGGCCUAUAAAGUAUUCUGUGGCUGAGGACUUUGAGCGCAGAGCACAGAGGAUGAAAGAGAAGCUGACAGGAGAGGACACUCCUGAGGUGCUAACCAGAGAAACAUGGAUGACAGAGCUUCCACCAGAAUUGCAGCACAUUGGCUUAGGGGCUCGAACUUUCAAGAAGAGAUCGGGUCCAGAGAACAAAGAUCGCUCCAUUUGGACGGAUACACCAGCAGACAGGGAGCGCAAGGCUAGGGAACGCCUUGAGGGCAAGAAGAAGGGCGAGGUGGAGGGAGACAGUGUCCCACAAGUCCACCAUAAGGACUUGGAAAUGGCCGAGAAAGUGUCUAAGUAUAACGAGUCUAAACGUGCUGAGUCUCUGAUGACUUUGCACACAAAGAAGAUGAAGGAAAAAGCAAAGGAGAAGGCAGACAAACCAGUGGAGAGGAGACCGUUCGAUCGGGACGCAGACCUGCAAGUGAAUCGGUUUGAUGAAGCCCAAAAGCAGCGGCUGCUGAAGAAAUCUCAGGAACUGAACACACGGUUCUCCCACAGCAAGGACCGAAUGUUCCUGUAAAAAAACAUAAUGUAAUGUGUUCUAAUGUGCAGACCUUCAGCUGCAGUCUAGCUGGUGAAAUUUUCAUACAGGGUUUUUACAAUAUGGACUGUUUCUACAGAUACUAAGGUGUUACACAAUUGGAACGUAUAAUUUUGUGUUGGUCUAUGAGGUAAACUAAACUGUAUGAAAGACCAUAAAGAUAAAGAUACGGAUGAAAAAUGUUUUUGUCCAAGUGCAAGUGUGUGUAAUCACAAAUGAUAAAUGAAUGGAUUUAUUAUAAUACUGGAUUGUUAAAUGCUGCAUCAUCUCCUGCAUUUUUCACUAGCCUGUCGAAGUGCACAAUGAACAAUGAUUCAUAUUCACUUAAGCCCAUAACAUAUUGUUAGAUAUAAUGGAAUGGAAUGGAAACUGCUUUUUUUUCUUACCUGACUGGUCUUUGUCCAUCCAGAUCAGCCCACGACUCAAACUGCAAGAAAGUUUGAACCUUGUGAUUGAUUCAUUUGAUUUUAUGUAAAACCUUUUGUACAGAUUGCUGUAAAAUGCAUUGUUAUGCUAAAUACAGCCUUUGUAGCUUUGUAAUCUUUCAUGUGUCCAGUAAACUUUUGCUUUUUUUUUUAAAUGUCUCGAAUAAACUUUGUUUCGUAA
This is a messenger RNA of Toxotes jaculatrix (banded archerfish), 1774 nucleotides long. RefSeq names its product GPALPP motifs containing 1 (gene gpalpp1). The coding region runs from base 101 to 1147 and encodes 348 amino acids. The transcript has 7 exons. The record is from RefSeq and is a predicted model, not a curated record. NCBI's taxonomy places the organism in Eukaryota, Metazoa, Chordata, Actinopteri, Toxotidae.